This is a messenger RNA of Penicillium pulvis, 462 nucleotides long. RefSeq lists its product as uncharacterized. The transcript has 2 exons. The coding region runs from base 1 to 462 and encodes 153 amino acids. The record is from RefSeq and is a predicted model, not a curated record. NCBI's taxonomy places the organism in Eukaryota, Fungi, Ascomycota, Eurotiomycetes, Eurotiales, Aspergillaceae.
AUGAAGCUCACCAUCGCCUCUGCUAUCCUUGCGGCAAGCUCAGCCCUUGCUGUUCCUACCACCAAGCGAAGCAGCUUCCUAGCGAUCACUGACUUUACUGCCAUUGCGGGUCCCUCGGACCCUGGAGCAUCUAUGCAAUUCGUCGUCACCGACCCCAAGUACCCGAAUGACACACCAACAGACUGUAACUUGAUCUGGGACUACGGGCAAUCGCCCAAGUCAACUGCUCGUUGCAAUGAUGGAGAGUACUAUAUCAAAUUUCCCCAGGGUGCUCCGAACUUCAACCUCUUUACUUUAGAGCUCCAGAGAGUCAAUGGCUCUAUCCCUGAGAAUGGCCGGGCUGUGCUGAACUCUAAUGCCAAUGGUAGUGCUCCUGGAACGAAGUGGAUUUGCCAGGAUAACCCACAACCCGAGGUGGAGAUUAAGUGUGCCUACAACGGUACUCUUUAUAUGUCCGUUUAA